Rhodotorula graminis WP1 is the source of this 492-nucleotide messenger RNA. RefSeq lists its product as uncharacterized. The record is from RefSeq and is a predicted model, not a curated record. Bases 1 to 492 code for a protein of 163 amino acids. NCBI's taxonomy places the organism in Eukaryota, Fungi, Basidiomycota, Microbotryomycetes, Sporidiobolales, Sporidiobolaceae. The transcript is spliced from 4 exons.
AUGUCUGCCCCGCCCGCCUACACGCCAGAAGUGCCACCAGCUGGCCUCCGAGUGCCCUGCACCUCAGGCACCCCGAUCGACUCGACCGUCACCGGCCCUCCACCGUUCGCCGACCUCGACGGCUCUCCCGUCUUCGUCGCGAGCGCACUGCUCGGCGGCGGGCGGUCGGUCCACCCGUGCAAGUUCGCUCGAGGCCACGCCAUGUACAGCUACGGCGGCAGCGAGAAGCAGCACCAAGGUCGCUUCGACAUCUUGCCCGUCACCGCCGCGAUGGAGUGGGUCAGCGCUGCCGACGGAAAGAUCCCGAAAGGCCGCCGGCCCGUCGAGGGGGGCUUCGAGGAGUCGGGCCAGCACCUCUUCCACGCCCUGACCAACAUCGACGGCGUCUGGGUCCCGGGCAAGACGGCCGAGCACCUCCGAGGCGCCAACUUUGGCUUCGGCGGUGGCGAGACGGUCCGCAAGACGGGCUACUCGAUCCUGUGCUGGCGCUGA